AUGCUUCCAGGCUUGUCCGGGUUGGAGAAAUCGCUCCGCGACCCCGAGUUUCCGGUGCGCGUGCGUGCGGCCGUUGACAUUCGACACUAUUUGCGCAAUGAGAGGGCCGCCGCCCAAAUCAAGCCUAACGUCGCUGAUUUGCUCAAGCUGCUCUUCACAUUGCUAGACGACAUCGAUAACACUGAUCUCGUCGCCACGAUCGACCAAGUCAUCUUGAGGUUCGGUGAUGACAUCGUACCAUUUGCGCUCGAGCUAUGCUCGCGCCUUGUCAAGGCCUUCUCGCGAACCGCUUCUGCAGAGCAGGGAGAUGAUGAGGCUUGUUAUGCGGCGACGCAGUGCCUGCAUACCCUCGAUUCAAUCGUAGCCACCGUCUCCCUUUCCAACCUGACAGGGACCAUCCCGCUGCUUGCAGAAAUUGAGCGCAUGACGUUCACCAUCUUUGACCGCAUGUUUGACGACGAACGCAUGGAGCUGUUUGAAGAUACACUCGGCCUGUUGGCUACUUUUGUGCAUUAUAGCGGCCGGGAGCGGGGGUUCCACUUGCGCGAGUGCGCGGAAGCAGGGGUCGAACCUCACAAGGCCGUGUUGGGACUACCAGCCACACCGGACCAAGAGUACCCUUUGCAAGUGGUGGUCCAAAAUUCUGUUUUGCGACAGGCCGUUGAGGUUGACGCUCUGAAAGGACGGGGCGCAGUGAGCCCCGCGCUGUGGUCUUUCUUCCCGCGGGCCAUGCAUGCGUUCCACGAAUGGGCACAUGAAAAUUGCACCUACUACAUCCACUUUCUCCAGGCCUACCUCUCCAGGUCGCCACGCGUGUUCAUGGUAGAUCAAGAGGCAAAGGAAAGCCCAGUGCAGUUGUUGCUCGGGAUGAUUUCAUUCUUGUGGGAUGGUGCUCGAAUAAGGGAUCUGGACUGUGCCGUGACAGGCAGCUACCUCGUCGCGCUCUUCCUGCAGCACUCCCGGCAUCUAGAGGGCGUUUCCAUCGACCGCGAGAUCGCCGUGCUCUCCCAGCUGCUUGUUCGAGAAAUUCGGGCAUGGCCUCAAGUUGAGUAUGUGGUCGCUCCCCUACUGAGGUCAUUGUCCCAUCUCCUGUACAUUUCACCGAUUGUUACCUUGACAGCUAUAGACAAGGUGCCCGGGUGCAUGGAAGACGUGUUCACAUUGUGGGUUUCCAGAGUGCGAGAGAAUCACAUGGAUUGGUGGUAUGACCGAAGAUGCAGUGCUAUUGCUCUCACCUCCAUUUUGGGCUCCGACUGGAAUUCUGUGCCAUCAUCUAUUCGGCAGUCAAUUCCAGAGCUCUUGCGCACGAUCGUUCAGAUCCUAGACGUCCCUCUCACAGCGCCGAGUGGAAAUGCGCUCACUGGAGUGGACGAAAACAUCGAUGAGGGGUCAGUAGGCGGACCCCUGGCAGGUAUCUCUUCCGGUUCUGCCCUCGGUUGCUUACCAGGGGCAGAUAUCGAAGGGUCUGAAGGCGAUGGGGAUGACCUUUCCCCGCCUCCCAUGAAUGGUGCGCCGCCGGCAAACCGAUCAGAUGAUGGGGAGGACCUGAUGUUUUCCUUGCUGCGUGAAGUCGAUGAGUUGCUGUUCUUUGAGUCGGUAAUUCAGCGACUGCCGCCAUCGGCGUCCCAACAGCUCGAGAGAGCGAUUCCUAUGCAAGACAACAAGCGCGUUCAGUGCACUCUUCAUCGAGCGGCAGAGUUGCGAAGAGCACGUCUCAUCACGUAGUGUCUUGGAAGGGGAAAGGGGCUGAAGAGAAAGAAAUCGCAUUUUUUUAUUCUGUAUCGUAGUGUAUAGAUCGUGGCGGCGGAGCAGGUGUCAGUUAUGGGUCUGGCCACCUUUUGUCCUUGGGACGUCUGUCGAAAGAUGCUGCUAUAUCACGGAAAUAGGGAUAUAUCUAUCGGGCAAUGCACAUACAUGUUCUGGCCUUGGACCCUUUUUUGGCAACUCUGAGUCGCGAGGUUUGCUGUAGCCAUUUGAGGCAAGCCUUUCUCUGUUUCAUUGUAGAGAGUACCGUUGUACUGUACAGUAGCUACUGUAUUUCCCUCAGCGAUUCUGCCUCUGCCUUGUUUUAUUUUGUAGAGUACGUAUAAAGAGAGAGCUAAUAUUUGCUCGAUCCUGAAACCCCAAA
Messenger RNA from Chondrus crispus (carragheen), 2128 nucleotides. RefSeq lists its product as hypothetical. Gene Ontology annotation, biological process: protein import into nucleus. Lineage: Eukaryota; Rhodophyta; Florideophyceae; Gigartinales; Gigartinaceae. Gene Ontology annotation, cellular component: cytosol; nuclear envelope. The record is from RefSeq and is a predicted model, not a curated record. Bases 1 to 1725 code for a protein of 574 amino acids. The transcript has 2 exons.